Messenger RNA from Stylonychia lemnae, 1341 nucleotides. NCBI's taxonomy places the organism in Eukaryota, Ciliophora, Spirotrichea, Sporadotrichida, Oxytrichidae. The record is from the annotation of a GenBank genome assembly.
AUGUCUGAAGAGAACAUAAUCGUCUUUGCUUAUGAUGACAUUGCCGAAAACUCUGAAAACAUUUUUCCUGGACAAAUCUUCAAUAAACCAUAUGGUGAAGAUGUAUAUAAAGGAUGUAAGAUUGAUUACAAAGACGUUGAUAUAACACCUGUUGACUUUCUUAAUGUUCUCAAGGGUGAUAGUGAGAAAAUGAAAGGAAUAGGAAAUGAAAAGGUCAUAUAUAGUACAAAAGACAGUAAAAUAUUUGUAUUUUUUUCUGGUUACGGAGCAACCGGUCUGCUUGGCUUCCCACAAAAAUAUCUCUACGCAGAUGAUUUGAUUUCAAAUCUGACAUAUAUGCACAAGCAAAAUAUGUACAGUGAAAUGGUAUUAUAUAUUGACGCCUGCGAAUCAGGUUCAAUGUUCUAAGGCCUGCUAGAUCCAACAUUGAAUAUAUAUGUAAUGACAGCUACUAAUGCAGAAGAGAGUUCAUGGGGAACAUAUUGCUAUCCAGAUGAUCUGAAGGAUGGCAAACAUCUAGGUACUUGCCUUGGUGAUUUAUUCUCAGUAAACUGGAUGGAGAAUUCUAAUGCCAGUGAUAACUCUAAUGAUAGUUUGCUCAGUUAAUUUGAGACAGUGAAAAAAGCUACUCGCUGGUCUCACGUUAUGCAAUAUGGGCAGUUGGAUUUAUAGGAUACCUUGUAUAGAUACUAUCUUGAUGAAGCUUAGAUUUCUUAAAACUCAUAGUAAUAAUCUCAACUGAUUAAGAGAAAUCUCAUAGAUGCAAAGACUGAGAAUAUAUAGCAAAGGAUUUCCUAGACUAAUGAUUGUAGUUAUUCUUCAGAUGUAAAAAUUGGUAAUGAAGGUAUGAAUUCAGACAACCAUAAUAUGGAAUAUUGCUGGUCGAAGCAAGUCUAGACUGAUACAAUAUAAAGGAGCAGCAGAAGCUCACGAGACAUUAAUUUUCAUUAUCUGUAGAGUAGAGUCUACAUGAAUAACUUUUAAUUUCCUUACUAACAAAGAGAUUUUGAUCUAGAGGAAAAUAAAAGAAUGAGGGAUGACCAUGUCUUUGCUCUUUUCAAGUAAUAGGUCAACUCAAAUCAUAAGAAAUAGACAAAUGGAAUCGUUAAAGCUAUCAUAAUAAAUUAUGAAGUGGUUUUACCCAGAAACUUUGAUUGCCUAAGGGCUAUGAUUGAUGCCUAUGAAGGCUCUAUUUAAGCUAAAAUGGGUGAGUAUCAAAUGAAAUAUGUGAGAUAUUUCGUGUAGGCUUGUGAGAAGACUGAAAUGACAGAGGAAAAUAAAAACCAGAAGAUUCAUGAGUUAAUUAAGAUUAUUAAAGAUGUCUGCAGAUGGGCAAUUUGA